This is a messenger RNA of Arachis ipaensis, 744 nucleotides long. RefSeq lists its product as uncharacterized. Gene Ontology annotation, biological process: DNA repair; telomere maintenance. The record is from RefSeq and is a predicted model, not a curated record. Lineage: Eukaryota; Viridiplantae; Streptophyta; Magnoliopsida; Fabales; Fabaceae. Gene Ontology annotation, molecular function: DNA helicase activity.
AUGUGCUUUGAAGCACUUGAUCGGACGCUCAGGGAUCUUAUGUCAGUUACCGAUCAACAUAAGACACAUCAACCAUUUGGUGGUAAGGUUGUUGUUCUAGGAGGUGAUUUCAGACAGAUACUUCCGGUGAUUCCGAAAGGGAGUAGACACGAUAUAUUGACAUUAGCUAUUAACUCAUCCCAUCUGUGGUCAUUUUGUAAGGUUCUGAAACUGCAUACAAACAUGAGGCUUCUAAUGUCUUCUUCAGAUCAAGAUGAAGGUGAAAUGAAGAGAUUUGCUAAUUGGAUACUUGAUGUUAGAAAUGGAAAUAUUAGUUCUGUUGUUGGUGAUGAAUCAGAAAUUGAAAUUCUAGAUGAUCUAUUGAUUACAACUAUUGAUGACCCUCUCUUUCAUUUGGUAGACUUUUCAUAUCCAAAUUUGUUGCAAAACAUGUCAGAUUACAGAUAUUUUCAGAGUAGGGCAAUUCCUGCACCUACGCUUGAGAGUGUCGAGAAGGUAAACGAUUUUGUCUUGACAAUCUUUCUAUGGAUGGAAAAGGAGUAUUUGAGUUCUGACACAAUAUGUCAAGCUGAUGAGAAUGAAGAUGUACAACAAGAGUGGUUCACACCAGAGUUCCUAAAUGACAUACAAAUGUUCAAGACUACCCAAUCACAAGUUGACUUUGAAGUCAGGAGUCGCUGUAAUACUACUGCGAAACAUAGACCAGACUUCAGGUUUAUGCAACGGGACAAGAUUAAUAGUUAA